GCCUUAACAACCUAUUUGUUAUCUCUGUUCUAAUAUUUCAAUCUUCUUUUUUGUUAGAAGAAAUUAAAUAGAAAAAAGAGCUCUAGCAACAUAGUGAAAUACAUAUUAAAUGGCCAUUUCAAUUGGAAAAUUAGUAUUUGUGUGCAUUUUCUUGAUUUUGUGUGUUGAAAUGCCAACAAGUUUAGCAAAUGAGUAUGUUGUGGGUGACAAAAGAGGUUGGAGUCCGGGGGUUGAUUAUCAUCCAUGGGCUUAUGGCAAAAGCUUUCGUGUUGGAGAUGUUCUACAUUUCUUCUAUGCCCCAAAAGUGAUAGAUGUGGCCUCAGUGGAUAUUUCAAGCUAUGCACUUUGUGAUAGUAAUGUCAAAACUUUCUACAAGGAUAAUAGUGGCCAAACAUCAAUUACUCUUGACAAAUCUGGCCCAUACUAUUUCAUCUCUACAAGCAAAAAAGGGUGUUUUGAAGGUCUCAAGCUAGAGUUGCAUGUUAUUUGAAAAUUAUAUGAGGAGAAUUUAAUUUGUUAUUUUAUUUUUUUUAAGUUUUCAAUUCUUUUAUGUACUUGUAAUAAAGUUUUUGCUAAUAACAUGAAUUUUCU
Molecule: messenger RNA, 591 nt
Organism: Solanum lycopersicum (tomato)
Lineage: Eukaryota; Viridiplantae; Streptophyta; Magnoliopsida; Solanales; Solanaceae
Source: RefSeq, a predicted model, not a curated record